Molecule: messenger RNA, 663 nt
Organism: Geodia barretti
Lineage: Eukaryota; Metazoa; Porifera; Demospongiae; Tetractinellida; Geodiidae
Source: the annotation of a GenBank genome assembly
GGUAGAUCCGGCUCUGUAUAGUACUGUUUUUCCUUUUUCAAGCAGAAUAAUAGGUAAAUUUCUGUGAAUAAUGGGUAAACUUUAAAGAAUAAUAGGCAUAUGGAGUAGGAAAUUCAGAAUAGAAUAUCCGGACAAAUUGUGGGAAUAAUAGUCUCAGGCCUACAGGUUAGGGACUCACCUAUACUGUCAUAACAAUAGAGUUUUGAUAGAGAAUUCCUAAAAUAUCAGGAGAAUGCAGAUCUCCAGUCAAGCAUGCAGGAACUACAUUCCAGGAAUCAGGCCAAGGACAGGGAGCUAGCUGAGGCUCAGCAGCAACUGAGACAGAAGGAGGAAGAGCGAGCUAGACAAGGAGCAGAGCUGACAAGAUCAGAGGAGACUAUCAGGAGAGAACAGCAGCAGGUUCAAGCAGUGUUAGCUGAGACUCAGCAGCAACUGAGACAGAAGGAGGAACAGCUGCGAUCAAGUGAGGCUCUAGUGGCUGACUUUCAGAAGGCCCUCCAGCAGAGAGACUUAGAGCCGACUCAGAGGACAAAGACCCAGCCUAGUCUUCUACAAACAGCUGUACCACAUUCCACACCAGUCAAUAUUAAACCCAGAUAGGUUAAAUAUUUCUUCACACUUUCAUUCUCAUGACAGGAGCUAACGAUACAUUUUAAACUGGAU